This is a messenger RNA of Cordyceps fumosorosea ARSEF 2679, 504 nucleotides long. RefSeq lists its product as hypothetical. Bases 1 to 504 code for a protein of 167 amino acids. NCBI's taxonomy places the organism in Eukaryota, Fungi, Ascomycota, Sordariomycetes, Hypocreales, Cordycipitaceae. The record is from RefSeq and is a predicted model, not a curated record. The transcript is spliced from 2 exons.
AUGCGCCAGUACAGCAUCCAGAAGGUCCAUACAAGCUCGAACUAUAUGCAACGAUGCGAGCCGCUGCACUUCUCACCCCUCGCCACCCUCACCGCGCAGGCGUACGCGUGCGUGUACACCUACGGCGAGAUCCAUACCGGCCUGGACGUCGUCACCGCCGUCACCAUCACCGACAAUGGAGAGACCGUCUGCGACGGCUGCCACGUCAACCGGGGUGGCCCCGGCGACGUCAAAUGCCAGGACGGCUACAGCGCCCAUUACGAGAUCGGCACCGCCGGGGACACCAACAGCAUGGGCAUCACCUACGGCAUGCCGCACGGCACCUUUUACAUUACGGUCCCGCCACUCGGCCAGUGCACCUACUCGAACUGCUGCGGAGGCAAGUUCUAUUUCUCUGUCGACGCUGAUAUGCAACGACGACGUCCAUCAUCCAAUUCGAGAAACACAGGCAACUUCCCGUAUACUUGCUCCAUUUGCAAGAACGCAAACUACAGCUUCUACUAG